AUGGCGAUCUCUACUUAUAACGCACGUACGCUUGCAACGGAAGCGGAUAUCGAAGAUCUGAUGAUGCAAGUCAAGAAGAUCAAGUACGACGUCAUCGGACUGACCGAGACGAGACGACGUCACCCUCUCAACGUCGUAUAUGAAACUGGAGGAGAACUGUUCUUAGGAACAUACGACAGUAGAGGUGUUGGUGGAGUUGGCGUCCUAGUCAACACGAGUAUGGCAAAGAACAUCGACUCUUUCGAACAACUUACGACUCGAAUCGGACGUCUGCGGAUGAGAAGAUGUGGUCCAACACCAGCUUUGACAAUCUUCGUCGCUUACCAUCAAGCUACGAAGAAGAAGAAGUCGAAGCUUUGUACAUGGACCUGGAGAUGUUCUACCGAGGAGAUCAAGGCUUCUACAAGGUCAUAA
Messenger RNA from Necator americanus (New World hookworm), 414 nucleotides. RefSeq lists its product as uncharacterized. NCBI's taxonomy places the organism in Eukaryota, Metazoa, Nematoda, Chromadorea, Rhabditida, Ancylostomatidae. Bases 1 to 414 code for a protein of 137 amino acids. The record is from RefSeq and is a predicted model, not a curated record. The transcript has a single exon.